Messenger RNA from Syngnathus acus (greater pipefish), 2922 nucleotides. RefSeq names its product phosphatidylinositol 3,4,5-trisphosphate 3-phosphatase and dual-specificity protein phosphatase PTEN. Bases 655 to 2007 code for a protein of 450 amino acids. The transcript has 10 exons. The record is from RefSeq and is a predicted model, not a curated record. Gene Ontology annotation, molecular function: inositol-1,3,4,5-tetrakisphosphate 3-phosphatase activity; phosphatidylinositol-3,4-bisphosphate 3-phosphatase activity; phosphatidylinositol-3,4,5-trisphosphate 3-phosphatase activity. Lineage: Eukaryota; Metazoa; Chordata; Actinopteri; Syngnathiformes; Syngnathidae. Gene Ontology annotation, biological process: negative regulation of cell population proliferation; phosphatidylinositol dephosphorylation; phosphatidylinositol 3-kinase/protein kinase B signal transduction. Gene Ontology annotation, cellular component: cell projection; nucleus; cytosol.
CUGCUCUACCUUCUUUUUUCCUCGGUGGAGGCCAUGAUGGGAGCCUGAGUUCAGCUGGAGCGAGUAAAAAAGAAAGAUGAUUCCCCGGGACGGAGCUGUCAACGCAAUCUGUGCAUAUUGCUGAUUUUUGUAUAGUCUGUAUACAUCUGAGGUGGAGCCUGUCACUUUUUUCCCUUCCCCGCGAUGUUCUCGACGAGCGCUCGGUGACAAUGUUGAAUCGCUAAGGAGGUCUUUUUUGGAUCGUAGCGAGCUAGCCUAGCUCCAACCUCCCCCCCGUCCGAGUGACUGGAUACGGACUCCCCCCUCCCCUCCCCUACCCCCCCCCCCUUUCCUCCCGGGGUUACCAGUGAGUUUUCUUCUGGCUUCGGACCGAACCCGGGGCUUAUUUUGUGGACAGCUGCAUGUAUUUCACUGGGGAGUAUUUGGAAGAGCGACCGCGGGAUUGGAAAAGUCGGGCCUUCGCCGAGGAGAAGCCGAGCAAGGCCCGUCUUUAUGUUCCAGAGGAAGCCUGUCUAAUCCCAACGAGCUCGGCUGGCUAGCCCCGAGGAGGACCCCCCUCCCCUCCCCUAUCGAGUGGACCCGCCGUGUACCACCGAACCACCAAAAAGUCUGCUUUCAUCAUUUCCCCAUAAUAGACUCCUGUCAGCCGCUGCAAUGACUGCCAUUAUUAAAGAAAUUGUCAGCCGGAACAAAAGGAGAUACCAGGAGGACGGCUUCGACCUGGAUUUAACAUAUAUCUACCCAAACAUCAUCGCCAUGGGCUUUCCAGCAGAGCGACUCGAAGGCGUGUACAGGAACAAUAUCGACGACGUAGUACGGUUUUUGGAUUCAAAGCAUAAAAACCAUUACAAAAUCUACAACCUCUGCGCAGAAAGACACUACGACGCUGCCAAAUUUAACUGCAGAGUUGCACAGUACCCCUUCGAAGACCACAACCCCCCUCAGCUGGAGCUGAUCAAGCCCUUCUGCGAAGACUUGGACCAGUGGCUCAGCGAGGACGACAAUCACGUGGCGGCCAUCCACUGUAAGGCCGGCAAGGGCCGCACCGGCGUGAUGAUCUGCGCCUAUCUCCUCCACCGCGGCAAGUUCCAGGAGGCCCAGGAGGCGCUCGACUUUUACGGUGAAGUCAGGACAAGGGACAAGAAGGGAGUGACCAUCCCCAGCCAGCGCCGCUAUGUCUACUACUACAGCUACCUACUGAAGAACCAGCUGGAGUACAAGCCGGUGGCACUGCUCUUCCACAAAAUGGUCUUCGAGACGCUGCCCAUGUUCAGCGGGGGCACCUGCAGAGACAGUACCGUUAAAAACAGGAGCGAGCUGACCCCUCAGGGCUUCAAGAAAGGGAAUUGGCAUUGGGAUCCCCAGUUCGUCGUGUACCAGCUCAAAGUGAAGAUCCACACAUCCAACCCCACCCACACCCGGCGCGAGGACAAGCACAUGUUCUUUGAGUUCCCGCAGCCCCUGCCAGUGUGCGGCGACAUCAAGGUGGAGUUCUUCCACAAACAGAACAAGAUGAUGAAGAAGGACAAAAUGUUUCACUUCUGGGUAAACACCUUCUUCAUCCCCGGGCCGGAGGAAGGCGUGGAGAAGUUGGAGAAUGGCGCGGUGAACAACGCUGAUAGUCAGCAGGGCGGCGGGAGCGGCAGCCAGGUCCAACAACAGCUUCAGCCGCCGAGCAACGCCGAGUGCAGGGACGGAGGCGGGGGCGGCGGCAGCAGGGACGGCAGCGACAGGGACUACCUCAUCCUGACGCUGACCAAAAAUGACCUGGACAAGGCCAAUAAGGACAAAGCCAACCGCUACUUCUCGCCAAACUUCAAGGUGAAGUUGUAUUUCACUAAAACCGCAGAGGAGCCUUCGAAUUCCGAGGCGAGCACUUCGACAUCCGUCACGCCGGACGUCAGCGACAAUGAGCCAGACCAUUAUCGAUACUCUGACACCACUGACUCUGAUCCGGAAAACGAACCUUUUGACGAAGAGCAGCACACGCAAAUCACAAAAGUGUGAACUCUUUUUAAAUAAGAAAAUUUAAAAACAACAAACAGCAAGAGAAGAAAUUAUACAACAGAGAAAAAAAAAAAGGAGUAAACUUGAAUAUAAACUUAAAAGAAGAACCUUUUUGUCCCUUAACCCCACCCCCCCAACCCAGAUGGCAAUAGGAUAUCAUCAUGUCAAAUGCCAAUUUUAGGGGGAAAAAAAGAUGAAUUAUCCUGACCAAUAUAUUGUUUUUUUUUUUCUUUUUAUUCCCCCUCCCCCCUUUUUGCGUGGACAUCAACCACGCGCAAGGUAUUGACACUGUUGCCCAAUGGGGAAAAGGUGCUGUAGCUAUAAAAAAACAAAAAAAACAAAUGUGUUUAUAUCUAUAUACAUACGUAUAUGUAUAUACAUAUAUAUACAUUCAUAUAUAAAGGAUUUGUGUGUGUGCGUGCGUGUGUGUCAAAGACAAUGGAAAGAAAGAGAGUACCACAAUCAGGAGAGACGGGAGUUGAAGUCAAGGACGAUCUACUUGGGACAUUGCUGCUCCUUCUCCUGUCCAAAAACCAAGGCCAGUGCUGCAGUCACUUUGCUUCACCCUUCCUCCUCCUCUUCCUCCUCAUCUUUUACUCCUCCCUCUCCUCCUUUACUGUGAAUGCUUCUUGUGCUCUUUGCAGGCUGUCUCACGUGACUUUUUUUGGCCUUUGUGCAGUGCAAACUGCAUGCGGGCCGUGGGUUUGGGGGGGGGGGGGGGGGGGGGCAAGGGUGGGUUCGAGGGGUGGGCUGGGCCUGGGGGGGGGGGUCGAAGAGGCUGUGAUGAUGUCUAAAAGCAUUGCCAUUCCUGUUCCCACUGUGUAUACGUUUAAAUUAUGCAGAACAAGGCAUCCCAUGUAAUUGUUAAUGUUUUUUUUAUCCUAAGAUAAUAAAAAUAUAAUACAUAAAAAACAG